GUCGGUGUGACGAUAUCAAGGGGCGGGGCCGAAGCAGCCCAGGGGGCGGGUGUUUGAAAUCAGUGCCUUAGAGUAGACCCUAAAUAUCAUUUUAUACCUUGGAGAACCAAUUACUUAAUGUCUCUUCCGUCUUUUCCUUUCCCGACCCCCUCCCAGACUCCUCCAUUCCGGUUCUGCGUGGAUGGGAAGCCCCGGGUAGCCGACACCACGUCCCCGGCUAGGAUUACACCAAACUGUUUAAAUUCAACGGCUCCUGCUUCCAUCCUUUCUCCUGAGGUAGACCCAACAAGCCUAGGGAGUUGGGCUACGGAAAAACUAGUUUUCAUUUAAUUGGAUAUGAAGAAAGAACAAAUAUGUUACGGGGGCAACCACGAUCUUUAUAAAGAACAUAAGUUCCAGGAAAGCAGGAACCUUGUCUCUUGUUCACUGGUGUAUCCUCUGCAUAUAGAACAGUGCCUGGCACAAAAUAGGUGCUGAAUUUUGUUUUAGAUACUUCCAUGAAGACACACUUGUAUAUCUGAGUCAUCCACCCAGGUCUGGGUAAUUCAGUAGAACUCAAGAGGACAGAACCAGGUACCAACUGAGGAAAAUAAUAGAGUUGCAGGCUGAGUGACCAUUGGCAUCUAGGCAAACCUGCUUCCUGGACAAUACUCAUCAGUCAAGAAGCCCAAGAAAGAUUAUUAUUUCAUGUGCAAAAAGUUGACUGGUAGAUCCUGUUGCCUCAUACCUACAGCAACUCAAAAUUAAAAAGUAGAAUUUUCCUGCAUCCUCAACUACCUAAAACAUAUCUAAAAACUGGGAGGUUGCUUUCCAUUAAUUUGAAACUAUGAAGUCUAAGAACAGAUGUGCUGAGAAUCCAAGCUGUAACAUAAUGAUAUUUCAUCCAACCAAAGAAGAGUUUAAUGAUUUUGAUAAAUAUAUUACUUACAUGGAAUCCCAGGGUGCACACAGAGCUGGCUUAGCCAAAGUCAUUCCUCCCAAGGGAUGGAGAGCCAGAGAGUCCUAUGACAACAUCAGUGACCUCAUGAUAACCACUCCUCUGCAGCAGGUGGUCUCUGGGAGGGCAGGUGUGUUUACUCAAUACCAUAAAAGGAAGAAAGCCAUGACGGUGGGGGAGUACCGCCACCUGGCAAAUAGUAAAAAGUAUCAGACUCCUCCACACCGGAAUUUUGAAGAUUUGGAGAGAAAAUACUGGAAGAAUCGCCUCUAUGAUUCCCCCAUUUAUGGUGCUGACAUCAGCGGCUCCUUGUUUGAUGAAAACACAAAGCAGUGGAACCUUGGGCGCCUGGGAACCAUUCAGGACCUGUUGGAGCAGGAAUGUGGAGUUGUCAUCGAGGGAGUCAACACACCCUACCUGUACUUUGGCAUGUGGAAGACCACAUUCGCGUGGCACACAGAGGACAUGGACCUCUAUAGCAUCAACUACCUGCACUUUGGGGAGCCCAAAACUUGUGAGACCUGCUGUGGCAGGAAUGUGCGUCCUGGUCGUCGUCGUUGUGCAUCUGGGCGACCGCCUGCCGGAGAUGCUGCUGCCAGGUCCAGGACCACAGCCUACAGCUCCCAAGAGCUCAGCCGAGCCCCACUGGCCUCCCAGCGUCCGUCUGUCCCGGAUACCCACCUGUCAGCUGGCAGACCUCGUCGUGGCCGUCCUCCCCGGCAACUAAGGGUUCAAGAGCCGAUCCACCAGGGUCUAGCCAAGAAGCGCAGGUUGGUGGUCACGGAGCACACAGCUCUGGAUUCAGAGCUUCAGUUCCAACCUGGGCAUGGAGCUUUGAUGGUCAACCCUUUCCUGAGGCACAAGGUGGCUCUCAUCUCACCCACAGUGCUCAGGGACAAUGGGAUCCCCUUCAGCUGUGUGACUCAGGAGGCUGGGGAGUUCGUGGUGACGUUUCCCUAUGGCUAUCAUGCUGGCUUCAACCAUGGCUUUAACUGUGCAGAGGCCAUCAAUUUUGCCACCCCUCGGUGGAUUGAUUAUGGUAAAGUGGCUUCUCAGUGCAACUGCGGGGAGGCAAGAAUUGGCUUUUCCAUGGAUUGUUUUGUGCGUAUCUUGCAACCUGAAGGAUUUGAGCUGCAGAAUCAGGCUCAAGACUGUGCGGUAAUGAAAGAGGGAGAACCCCUGGUGCAUGCUAAGCAGAAGCUGAACACCAAGAUGAAGGUGUGCUUUCAUUGUAAAUCUUCCCCUGGCCCAAGGCACCUGCGUGGUAGGGGAUCCAGGUGUCUCAAUGAAUCUCUUUACACUGUCACUGUGGGCAGGCGCUCCACUCCCAUGCCUACUGUGUGUAGGCUCCUCUCCUCCUCCCAAAGGGCUUCUGUUCAGCACCAGGCUGCAGUCAUCAAUAGCUACCAGAGGCCCACCCCGAUCCAGUCCUUGACUCCUGGUCUGUUCACCCCAGAUUUCCAAUUCUCAGCAGGCAGACCGAGUAGAGGUCGUCAUCCUUGGAAAUCAAAGGCUCAGGGGUCAAUACUGCUGGCUCAGACCCAAAAGCUCCUAGUGGUGGGCACAGGAGAUACAGCUCUGUAUUCAGAGGAUCAGCCCAUGCCUGAGGAUGGAGUUUUGAUGGAGGAGCCUGUGUCUGUGAGCCGUGGGCCUCAGUUUUCUGGGGAUGCUUUUGGCUGUUGUUGUGCCCCUGAUCUGCAAUUCUUGGGACCCCCACUAGAUCCCCACAAUCCUAUGCACCCUGGUUCAUGCUUGCUGUCCCUGGAUGACAUUACAGCCGAUCUUCCUUUAAUUUUCCCAGCUACUUCUCCUAAUGUCAAUAUGCCUUUGAGAAGGUUCUCAGGGGACACUGCUGGCAACAGCAUUACCCCUGUGAACCUGGCUGAAGUUGUAAGGAUGGACCACUCUUAUUCCCGUAGAAUCCUGGAUUGAGCAAAUGUUUUCAGAAACCAUUUGCCACUGAUUCAGUUCAGAAACACUUCACCACUCACAGUGGUGGCCCCUGCCUGUCCCUAGUGAAGCCUGACACAUUUCUCGGGAUGUCUGAGGCUUUUUCUUUUCAUGACAACUAAGGGUCCCAGUGACCUCUGAAGUGGAAUCUCCCACCCUAUAGGCUGCCAAAGGAGAUAGGAGUACCAUCCAGGGACUCAGCCCAUUACUGAAUAUGGAUGUGCCUGUGGUUCCUACUGUGGUCUAGAUGCCACAGACAUCUCUUAUUUACUUUGUCACCCUCAGGACACUUCCCCUGCAGUGCUGUGGGUUCAGUUCCCACAAUCAUUUGGGCUAAAACUGAUUGAUGCUGAGGAUCUGGGUGAACCUCUUAAGUCACCAAUCCUGGCUUCUACUGAGCCUUUCCAGUCCUUCAAUGGUAACAUGCCCUACCUCUCAGGCCCCCAGCAAUCACUGUUCAUGUAGGAACUAGAUUUAUGAAGAAUUGAAUCUGGCUGUCAGUUAGGGCCUCAGGGAUAUUUUAUCCUUUUAUUGUUGGCUAGGGAUGCAGUUCAGUAGUAGAGCCUGGCACUGUCAACAAUAAACAAUCAAAAAUGUUAUUCCUAAUGUGUAUCUGUAAACCAAAAAGAUAAAAUCCUUAAAAUAUCUUUUUAAGAUCAGAUUUGUAUAAAAGAGGUAUAUCUAAAGCACAAUAUUGCCAGGGAUUUAGCUCAGUGAUUCUGCUGCCUGCCUCUCAAGAGCAAGGACCCAAGUUCGAUACCUGGUACCAAAAAAAAAAGAAAAAAAAAAUAAAGAAUGGGCAAAGCCUUACCAUGGAAAAGGCAAAUAGGAAUUAUGAAUCUUAGUAUCAGACAAGCUAAUGGAGACCAAGUCUACAUAGAAGGACUACUUAUAGUACUAAAUAUGAAAUUUCACAAUGGAAGCAUAGCCACGAAUACCGAGCAACUUAUGUUCAUUUAAUUUUUAAAUGUUUUAAUUGAGGUAAAGUAUAUGUUACAACAUUUAUUAUUUUAACAGUUUUAAGUGCAUAAUUUAGUGGCUUGAAUGAUAUUGUGUUAUAUAACUAUCAGCAUCCAUCUUCAAAAGUUUUUAAUCAUGGCAAAGUGGAACUCUAUCCAUUAAAUAAUGUCUCCCUGUUUUUCUCUGUUCCAACUGCUGGUGUCCAUUAUUCUGUUUUAGUUGCUUAUUAAUUUGACUGUUUUCACCUUAUACAAGUAGAAUGGUACAUUUGGAUUUUUUGGUCUCUGGUUUGUUUCACUUAGCAUAAUGUGCCAAGGUUAUCCACAUUGUAGCAUGUGUCAGGAUUUCCUUGCUUUUUGAGGCUAUGUAAUACUGCAUUCUAGGUAAAUGCCACAUUUUCUUUAUCCAUUCAUCCAUUGGUGGACAUUUGGGUUCUUCAUCUUUGGCUAUUGUGAAUAAUUAUGGCUAUUGUGCAUAAUGCUGUAGUAGCACUGAUGUACAAAUAUUUUUGUAAGUCCUUGCUUAAGACCUUUUAAAUCAGUUUUUAGUUUAGGUUUCAUAUUCUUCAUUGAGCAUCAUUUGUAUUCCUUUGCAUCUGCCUUGACUGUAUUUUCAAUGUAAUAA
Messenger RNA from Heterocephalus glaber (naked mole-rat), 4471 nucleotides. NCBI's taxonomy places the organism in Eukaryota, Metazoa, Chordata, Mammalia, Rodentia, Bathyergidae. The record is from RefSeq and is a predicted model, not a curated record.